Aspergillus viridinutans is the source of this 1644-nucleotide messenger RNA. Its product is annotated as putative C6 transcription factor. NCBI's taxonomy places the organism in Eukaryota, Fungi, Ascomycota, Eurotiomycetes, Eurotiales, Aspergillaceae. Gene Ontology annotation, molecular function: zinc ion binding; DNA-binding transcription factor activity, RNA polymerase II-specific. The record is from RefSeq and is a predicted model, not a curated record. Gene Ontology annotation, biological process: response to xenobiotic stimulus; regulation of DNA-templated transcription. The transcript is spliced from 2 exons. The coding region runs from base 1 to 1644 and encodes 547 amino acids.
AUGUCUGGCCAAGUAAAACGGCAACGUCGGUCCAAGGUUGCCUGUGAACCAUGUCGGACCAGGAAGAGGAAGUGCAACGGCCAGCAACCCUGCGAGAUGUGCACAGAAUCCGAGUACACAUGCCGCUAUGACUUGGGUUCGCGCAAGAAACGAAACAAGAAUAUCACCCUGCAAAAUCUGACAGCGGUCCAACCGGCGCAGACGCAGCAGACGGAGUCGCAUUCAGAGUCCCCAAGGGCCCCGAGGCCCCCGACGCCACCAAGUCCAUCACAGCUAGGUGAGCGAUUUUCCAAUGCUGUCCAGCAGUCGAUCGGACCCAAUUCAGGCGCAGUCUUUGUGCAGAACCUGGGACUCAAGAUCGACCCGCUCAAUGCACUCGAUCCUCAGGUCUUCGCGUGGAAUAUCGGGCUACGCCAAUUGCCGGGCACCUUCACGGCACUGCCGAUAGUCGCUCCUUGCUACGGCUUCAUUGACCAGGAUAGCUGCUUUGAAUAUAUCCCGUCGAGAUGGCAUCGACCGUCCGCUUUCGAACCGUACGAUGUCGUUCUUUGCGGAGUGGCCGCGAUGGGCUAUUUGUUUUCUCAAAGGAAAGCAGUGGCUGCAGAGCUGCAUCUAGUCGAGUCGGCCAAGUCGGCUCUCGAACAGCGUUCCGGAGGCGAGAUACCACCACUGAUGCUGAUCACGGGAUGGGCUCUCCGGGUUUCUUACCUGCGGUUAACAGCGUCGCCUCACACGGCCUGGCUGGCGAGCUGUACACUACUCCACCUUAUUGACGCGUCCGGUCUACACCUGGACCCUUCAUCUAGACAUGCGCUCUUACGACCGACGCAGAAUAUUGACGAUGAUAUCAGACGUAGGAUCGUCUCCUUUUCCCAAUACAUCAACACCUGGGUAUCCUUUGAUCUGGCAAGAUCACGAAUCAUCUUACACGGCGCAUCAUACACAACUCCGUCCAGUCGGGACGGCGAUUUCACGGCCGAGAUGCUGGAUUUGUUGCCCCUUUCGGAGAGUCUCGACCCCUUCACGCCGGUCGACGCAGUCCAGCUUACCUCCAUGCUCGUCAAUAUCAUGCAAAGCAGCCGCACGCAACCCCCGUCAGUUCUCUCCCAAUGCAACCUCGUCUUAUGCAUCUUCCGCCGUCUCCGUGCGGUUCACUCAACCCUAUCCGCUGCCCUGAUGGGCCAAAUGCUGGCUUUAAUCGCGAAAGCUCUCGCCUGCGCCCGGGAAUUAGUCGAUGCAAACUGUCCCUGGAGUCACGUCGCUAACGUUCCGUUCCAGAUUAUCUGCACGCUACUUGCAGUGGAUAGUCCGGAGUCGUUGUCUCUGUUAGACGACGCGGUGCGGACUCUCAAAUACGUAACGGAUGUGUAUGACACUGAGGUACUGAGGGAGGCAUACCGGACGGCUGGCUCCUUGAUUCUAUUGCAGCAGCGACGAAAGGAUCACGAUGCGGCGCGCCUGAACGGUCUCUUGGGCCUACACUUUGCCCAUGACCAUGAACCCAUGUCCCAGCGGCGACAGAGUAUAGAGAAUUCCGAGUCCUUUGCAGACUUGGUCGCGGAUUUGUCCAGUUCGGAGAAUUUUGAUUUUGCGCAGUUCUUUAUCGCCGAUAAUUCUUGGAAUGUGCUGGGAAUGGACAGCUAA